Molecule: messenger RNA, 2280 nt
Organism: Ceratitis capitata (Mediterranean fruit fly)
Lineage: Eukaryota; Metazoa; Arthropoda; Insecta; Diptera; Tephritidae
Product: tumor protein D52
Exons: 7
Coding region: 708-1754 (348 amino acids)
Cellular component (GO): cytoplasm
Source: RefSeq, a predicted model, not a curated record
UGCUUGCUGACACAAAUUGGUGGUUCGCUUUGUUAAAUCGUUUACGCUUUUCUACUCAUAUUUUCGUUAUUUUUCUAUGCGUUAUUUUUUUAAUAUUAGCUUUUAUUGUUAUUUGCGGUUGUGUUCAGUUAGAUUUUAGUCGUACACGCUGUCGGACGGGGGAAAAACGAGCUAAUGGAAUUGGUUAAUUCGUAUUGUACGUGUGUUAAGCGUGUGGAUAGCAAGAUCACCAAUGUUUGACGCAAAACAAAAGCAAUAUUACCUAUAAUUAUACCAAAAACAAUGGCAAAAAUGAAAGUAAAGCAGUUUACUCUCGUGCGAUUUUGUGCUUAACAUUAGCAUUCGUGUAUAAUAGUAAUAACUUCGAUGCAAAAACAAAAAUUGCCACAUAGUAAACUGCCUCAGUUUGAAAAGAGCGUUUUUUCACUCCAUUGAAAUGUGAUAUUACAAUUAAAAUUGAAAUAUAAAAGAAAGAAGAAAACGAUUAUUGAGAAUAGAGAAAGUGUUUGUGUUCUAUUAUCUGCAUUAACGCAUUUCAGAGCGGGUCCACUCAGCGUAUGCGCACACAUUCAUAUGUGGUGUGUAUAUAAACGCUCUACUUGUGUAUUUAUCAAUUUAAUUGUUACAAUAAACACAACGAGAACAUCAAUCUAACUACACGUUAUGCGCAUGUGCUUGCCACUUUUGACAUUAUUGCCAACAACAACAUGACAGACUCUGAACCAGUCAGUCUGGAAUUCAUUGAAGAUCCAUAUAUACCGAAAUUGGAUAAUAUCAUUACACCAUCAUUAGAUGAACCUAACGAAUUGGAUGAACAAUUAUCCGACUUGGCCGAUUGGACCAAUGAGACUGAACAGUAUUUAAGAAAUUUAACAUUAGAUCAAAUUUUCUACGAUGUAGAUUCAGAUUAUACAAAUACGCUCGAACUUCAGGCUGUUGAAACAGAAUUUAUAGCAACCAAAUUGGCAAAUCAAGUGCCUUCAUCAUCGAUAGCGAAACGUUUCCGCUUACGUUUCUUUACAAAACGUACAAUGCGUGAAGUUAAAGUAACGUUUAUUGAUUUCUCUAAGCCGUAUCUAGCGAAGAUUUCGAGUAGCGAGAAUUAUAAGAAAUUCUUAAAUAUUGGCUCUUCAUCGUCAUCAGCAAUGCCAACACAAACCAAAAUUAAUAACAACACCAAAGUUUAUACUACUUCAAAGGUGUCGGAGCCAGCAUCUCCAGUUGCAUCUGUCGCCUCUGCAGAUAUCGCUGCCGAGUUUGCCGCGCUCACCGUUGAGGAACAAGAGAGACAACGCGCCGAAUGGAGUCAAGAGCUUUCUCGCGUCGAAGAGGAAAUAAAUACUUUGCGUACAGUAUUGGCAUCAAAAACACGACAUGCUUCAGAUUUGAAGCGCAAAUUGGGCAUUACCAUGUGGAAGGAGAUUACAGAUGAUGUGAAUCAAGGCUUUAAGAAUGUUAAAGAGAGUUCAGUUUUUCAAAGCGUUGAACAGGGUGUGGGUAAUCUAACGAAGGCCGUACAUGAUGCCCCAAUUUUCCAACGAACCGAAUCGGUGUUUAAGUCAACAUCGGAAAAGACUGCAUCGGUAUUUGGUAGCAUAACCAGCGGCAUAACCUCGAAAUUCUCACAAAUGAAAAAUUCCGAAUCGAUGCGUUCGAUCGAAGAGAAGGUUGGCUCGGCCUAUGAGAAUGUUAAAAGUUUAGUCCGUGCACCGCACGAGACAGAGUUAAAACUUUUGCCAUCAGGAAAAUGGUAAUAUUCGAGAAGAAAAAUACACACAGUUAUAUUUGAAAAUUUGUAGGCGUCUCUCUAAGCCAUGCUCAAGGUGAAUUGCGUGCGGUAGCAGCAUUUUUUAUUAAAUUUUUAUUUCAUACAAAAAAUCAAACUAAUUGAUCUAAUUAUUAUAUUCCACUUUAAACAUACAAUAAUAUUGUUAAGUGUAUUUUUGCUAAAUUAAUAAUUAAGUAAAAAAAUAAUAAUAAAUAAAUAAAUCGAAACAAUCCAAUAGAUCGUACAUGUAACUCACAUACAUACAAACAAACAAAUGCAUAUGCUCAUGCACGAAUAAUAUUAGUUUGUGUUUAUAUAUGUAUGUAUAUACAUGUUUUUUAUUCUAGUUUUUUCGCUUAUCAAAUGGAAAAUAUUAAUAAAUAUAUGUAAAUGUAUUGAAAGAUGAAUUUUGAGCGCCUCCUUCAUCGAAAUGCCUUUACAAAUUCAAUGUUGGACGAGACAACAAGUGAUGAAUGAUUCAAUAAACGACAAAAUUCUACUCUUUAUUAAAA